AUGCCAUUUUGUGCGCGAAUACGCAAGCGAAUUUUAUGCAUGCAUGGCGGAAUAAGUGAAGAUUUGACGGAAUUUGCACAGCUGGAACGUAUUGAACGACCAUGUGAAAUUCCGGAUUUAGGGAUAUUAACCGAUUUGACAUGGUCUGAUCCAAGUUAUUAUGCAACUAAUUAUGAUUAUAAUAAUAGACGAGGAGUUGCACGAUUAUUUAGCAUUAAUGCUGUUAAAGAAUUUUGUAAAACGCUUCGCUUAGAUAUGAUAGUACGAGCACAUCAGGUGAUGCAAAAUGGUUAUGAAAAAUUUGGAAAUCAUUUAAUAACAAUUUUUUCGGCACCAAAUUAUUUUAUGCGCAAUUCUGCUGCUGUGUUGCAUGUUGCAAAAGAUUUAAAGUGUAAAAUAGAAGUGCACCGACCUAAUUCGCAAAUUGAAAAUAACAGGAUUAAGAAACGGAAAAGAAAUAAAAAAAUUACAUAA
Molecule: messenger RNA, 474 nt
Organism: Brugia malayi
Lineage: Eukaryota; Metazoa; Nematoda; Chromadorea; Rhabditida; Onchocercidae
Product: phosphatase-like
Exons: 4
Coding region: 1-474 (157 amino acids)
Cellular component (GO): nucleus; cytoplasm
Molecular function (GO): protein serine/threonine phosphatase activity
Source: RefSeq, a predicted model, not a curated record